Messenger RNA from Prunus mume (Japanese apricot), 1086 nucleotides. The record is from RefSeq and is a predicted model, not a curated record. Lineage: Eukaryota; Viridiplantae; Streptophyta; Magnoliopsida; Rosales; Rosaceae.
AUGACUCUGCUAGGAGCAGCUCAGGAUUGGUUCCACACUCUACCGUCCGCGUCAAUAGGCAACUUCAAGGAGUUCGCCAUCAUUUUCACAAAGGAGUACACCUCCUACAAGACGAUCAGAAAGCAUGCAGACCACCUGUUCAACCUGCGCAAGAAGCCAGACGAGUCUCUACGAGACUACCUGAGACGGUUUAAGGCUGAGAAGGCCAACAUCAUAGGAUGCAACGACCAAGUUGCAUCCUCAGCUUUCAAGAAGGGCUUGCCAACCGAGCACGAGCUAUACCGGGAGCUGGCCAUAACUCCAAGUCAAACCUUGGCAGAAGUGUUCGCGACGGCAGAGCGCUACGCACUUUGGGACGAUGAUCGUAUCGCCGCAAAGAAAGCUAGCAAGCAAGUUGACCACCCGACGAAGCAGCCUCAGGGGAAGGCCAAGCCGUGGGUGAGGAGACCACCACCCAUGAAAGGAGACCCCUCUAAAAGAGACACCAGCAAAUACUGCGCAUUCCACGGGGAGCAAGGUCAUUACACCAACAACUGCAACGCUUGGAAAAGGCACCUUGAGGAGCUGGUCAGAGUGGGCCAUUGCACAGAGUUUGUUGCAAAGAAGGCUAUCCAGCAGAUCGAGGAUCGUGAUGUAGCUGCCAAGGAACCUCCCCAAAAGGUCAUUCGAAUCAACACCAUUCUAGCCGACUCCCAAGAGUCCGAGCUGACCACCAAGGAGCGCAAGAGAAAGAUCGCGCAGUUAAGGAACCAGGAUCGAGACGAGGGAAUCUGCCCGGAAGGCUCCCUUGAAAAAGAUUGGAAGCCUGAGGAAGACAUUGAGUUAGUCCCCCCCGAUCCUGACCAGCCAGACAAAGAGGCGCAGAUCGGCUCGUGCCAGAAUCCGAACAAGAAGGAUCGAGACGAGGGAAUCCGCCCGGAAGGCUCCCUUGAAGAAGGUUGGAAGCCUGAGGAAGACGUUGAGUUAGUACCCCUCGAUCCUCACCAGCCAGACAAGAAAGCGCGGAUCGGCUCGCGCCUGAGCCCAGACGAGAAGAUAGAGCUGACCAUCUUCCUCCAGAACAACAAAGACAUGUUCGCGUGGUAA